AUGUCGAUGCUGGGUUUGACCUCAGUCCACUCACACACGGAAAUUGGUCCAGUUAGACGAAAAAGUAUUUUAAUAAAUGCCGUAGGCCAUGAUAAUGAAUCAGAUCAUGGUUCACAGUGCAGUUAUGACAACAGACCUUAUAGAAUUUCAGCAUUAGAUAAUCUGCAUGCUAAAAUUUCACAACAACAACAGUUGUCCGCCAACACGAACAGUAUCGAAGAAUCCUGGUUAUACACGUUCUGUUUCAAAUGUCGUGGCGAAGAAAAUACACCAUCCUGGGAACCACCACACUGGCAAAAAAUGUGUCCCUAUCCCUUAUGUCCAUCUUUUAGACAAUUUGCCCGCAUUCUUGUACUCAUCUUGAUAGGUGUGCUAUUAUGGAUAACAGCAUAUGUAAUUAUAGGAGAAUCUGCUGCCCCUGGUGGUCAGCUGUUCGGUUUGGUAGUUUUGACAGUGGCGGCUAAUUUUGGAGGAUAUUUGAUAUCGCUAACAACGUUGCCGCGUUUGAUUGGUAUGUUGCUGGUCGGCAUAUUAUUUCAGAAUGUUGGCUGGACCAAUUUAGAAGGAGAUUUUUCAAUAGUUACUGCACAUUUGCGUAAAUUUGCAUUAACUAUUAUUUUAAUUCGAGCUGGUCUCGAAAUGGAACCUGACGCUUUUAAAAAGGUCUACAAGACCAUCCUGAAGUUGGGUAUUAUUCCUUGGAUUUUGGAAUGUUGUGUUGUUGGUCUUACCACCCAUUUCUUACUCGAUUUACCCUGGGUAUGGGCUUUCCUUUUGGGCUCUAUUAUUGCCGCCGUCUCUCCCGCUGUGGUGGUACCUUCUCUCUUCCGUUUGCGUACUAAAGGCUAUGGUGUAGCCAAGGGUAUUCCCACUUUAAUUAUUGCUGUUGCCGGUAUUGAUGAUGCCUUGUCUGUGGCCAUUUUCGGUAUUAUUAGCAGUGUUAUGUUUUCGGAUCGUGGUCUUGGUUAUCAAAUAUCUCAGGCGCCCGUUUGUAUUAUUGGUGGUUUAGCUUUUGGUGUAAUUUGGGGUUAUAUUGCAAGAUUUUUCCCCGAAAAGGGUGAUGCCUAUGUUGUACCUCUACGUACUAUUAUGUUGUUUUCCGGUGGUUUGGUGGCUAUUUAUGGCAGUGAAGAAAUCGGUUAUGAAGGUGCUGGUCCCUUGGCUGCCGUAUUUUCUGCUUUCGUUUCGAAUCUAUUUUGGUGUAAACAAGGUUGGGAAGUUGAAGAUAAUCCAGUGGCUACAGCUUUUGAAAUAUUCUGGAUGAUUUUCGAGCCCAUUCUAUUUGGUAUUACUGGUGCUACUAUUAAGAUUUCUGAACUUGAUCCCGAUAUUGUUUCCGUGGGCAUUGGUUGUAUUGCAAUCGGUGUUGUCUUGCGUAUUCUCUGUACUGCUGGCAUUGCUUUCGGCGAUAAGCUGAAUAUGAAAGAGAAAUUCUUUGUUGCACUCUCUUGGAUGUCAAAGGCAACCGUGCAGGCUGCCUUAGGACCCGUAGCCAUGAAACAUUUGGCUGCCGAUGCUCCUGAAACCGACAAACACUAUGCAUAUGUAGUGCAAACCAUUGCUGUUUUAUCUAUUGUACUAACUGCUCCCUUGGGAGCCAUUUUGAUUUCCGUGACCGGUACUAAACUCUUAACGAAAACUAAACAACCUCAAGUUAUAGAAGGUUGGCGCCGUAGUCACCGUCCCUCUAUACGUGAUAUUAGUAUCAUCGAUGAGGAGGAAGAACGUGAAGAUCCUGAAAUGCCUGAAGAUAAGGAGACAGCUGAUAAUACACAAAGCAAUGCUCAUAUACCACCAACUCUAACCUACACCUAUAAUAAUAAGUAAUUUUAAACGGUUUUCGUUUCCUUUUCCAAAUUAAUUAAAUUUGUUUAUUUGGUUCAAAUUAUUUUCUUCUAUGCUGUUGAUUUUUUUUGUUAAGUGUUUAAUUAUUUAAGAUUUAAUUAUAGAACAAAAUGUAUAUGAGCGAAAAACGAGAAAUUAUGGUAAAAAAUUCGAGUAUUUUUACAAUCGAUUAAUAGAUUUUCCCAAUGACAUUCCACAAAAACAAGAGAGUAUAAAUAGCCCAUGUAUUGUUGUUUAGUAAUGUUUAAGUUUGAAUGUUAAUUUAAUGUAAAUAUAAAUAAAUUAAAAAAAAAUUAAUAUAAAUAAAAAUAAACUUA
Lucilia cuprina (Australian sheep blowfly) is the source of this 2162-nucleotide messenger RNA. It is a transcript of the gene Nha1, whose product is annotated as sodium/hydrogen exchanger 9B2. Gene Ontology annotation, molecular function: antiporter activity. The record is from RefSeq and is a predicted model, not a curated record. Gene Ontology annotation, cellular component: membrane. NCBI's taxonomy places the organism in Eukaryota, Metazoa, Arthropoda, Insecta, Diptera, Calliphoridae. The transcript is spliced from 6 exons. Gene Ontology annotation, biological process: proton transmembrane transport. The coding region runs from base 1 to 1827 and encodes 608 amino acids.